AAACCCUUAUCCGUCGCCUAUAUAAGCGUGGAUCGUUGCUUGUCUGCAAGCACAUUUCAGAACUGACUUUCAGAGUAACUCGACAGUGUGCAGUGUUGAUACAACUUCAAAAUGCCUGAUCCCUGCUGUAACGAGAAAUGCGUUUGUGCCGAGGGUGGCUGCACGAAGGGCUGCAAGUGCACAAGCUGCAAAUGCGCCCCGUGUGAGAAAUGCUCGUCUGGCUGCGCGUGUUCAUCCAAGGAGAAGUGCGCGACGAGAUGCACGAAGCCAUGCAGCUGUUGCCCAUAGACGUAUGAUUCGACUGCUGCAUUCUGCAUGACUAAGCAAGGGAAAUAUUAAUUCUUCUGUUUUGUUUCUCGUAUGUUAUGACUGAAUUAUCGGAAUGUUUGCCUAAAUGAAAGAAUGUGAAAAGGUGGUUUUUAAUUCUCAUUCUAUAUAUAAAAUGUCGGCAUUCCUGCCACAAAUAUUUAUAUAUGUGAGGGAGAAGAAAACAUUGAUUUUCUGCCAAUCCUUUCAUUGGCAACUCCUUCACGUGUUUAUCUCUCACUCUCAAGUUUUUUUUUCUCUCUCUUACUUAAGGCCAGACUGACCAAUCAAUAUCUGACUCUCCAUAGGAAAAAUCUAGGAAAUCGAAAAAGUGAACUUCCAAACAGGAUGUAUAGAAUUCGUUCAGUUUUGAACAUUAUAAGAUUGGAAUACGAAACUUCAUCAUUCUCUCUUGUAUAAUAAUAAAAUGUCUAUCCAUCUA
Penaeus indicus is the source of this 748-nucleotide messenger RNA. Its product is annotated as metallothionein-1B-like. Lineage: Eukaryota; Metazoa; Arthropoda; Malacostraca; Decapoda; Penaeidae. The transcript is spliced from 3 exons. The record is from RefSeq and is a predicted model, not a curated record. Gene Ontology annotation, molecular function: metal ion binding. The coding region runs from base 112 to 288 and encodes 58 amino acids.